Molecule: messenger RNA, 432 nt
Organism: Aureococcus anophagefferens
Lineage: Eukaryota; Pelagophyceae; Pelagomonadales; Pelagomonadaceae
Gene: DUR1
Exons: 1
Biological process (GO): urea transmembrane transport
Cellular component (GO): plasma membrane
Molecular function (GO): urea transmembrane transporter activity
Source: RefSeq, a predicted model, not a curated record
GCGUCGGUCAUCGUCUCCCAGUGGACCUGGGCGGCGACGCUCCUCCAGUCGUCCAACGUCGCGUGGAACUUCGGCGUGUCCGGCCCGUUCUGGUACGCGUCCGGCGCGACGAUCCAGGUGCUCCUCUUCGGCAUCCUCGCGAUCGAGAUCAAGCGCAAGUGCCCCACGGCCCACACCAUGGUCGAGAUCGUCCGGUCCCGCUGGCCCGGCGCCCACUACACCUUCCUCUUCUUCGGCUUCUCCGCGAACCUCAUCGUCACGUCGAUGCUCAUCCUCGGCGGCGCGGCGACGAUCAACGCGCUCUGCGGCAUGCACACCAUCAUCGCGUCCUUCCUCAUCCCCAUCUCCGUGAUCCCCUACACCAUGUACGGCGGCCUCAAGUCCACGUUCCUCGCGUCCUACAUCCACACGUCGAUCAUCUUCGUCGUGCUC